Messenger RNA from Hypanus sabinus (Atlantic stingray), 5009 nucleotides. It is a transcript of the gene cyfip1, whose product is annotated as cytoplasmic FMR1 interacting protein 1. The transcript is spliced from 32 exons. NCBI's taxonomy places the organism in Eukaryota, Metazoa, Chordata, Chondrichthyes, Myliobatiformes, Dasyatidae. Gene Ontology annotation, biological process: modification of synaptic structure; regulation of actin filament polymerization; axon guidance. Gene Ontology annotation, cellular component: neuron projection; SCAR complex; synapse. Gene Ontology annotation, molecular function: RNA 7-methylguanosine cap binding; small GTPase binding. The record is from RefSeq and is a predicted model, not a curated record. The coding region runs from base 668 to 4441 and encodes 1257 amino acids.
GUGGUGGACUCGGCUGGGGACUAUAGUGUGGAACCAGCGUCGCCAGAAGUCCCUGCUCCUGUUUUACCAAGCCCUGCUGUUUCUGAACUACUUUGCCCCGGUGAAUAUAGUCCCUCAUCGCCUUCCAUUUUUUUUUGAACCGUGCCCUCCGAUUCACGCAGCUGAUUUUGCGCCCUGGCGAACGCCAUUGUUAAUCAGAGCGUCCAGCUGAGUGAGCGGCUCUGACUGGAGGCCACGCCCUCGAGCGCGCAUGCGCGGCCCGCUUCGCCCCGGCCGGCUCCCGCUGCGUCGCUCGCUGUGAGGGAGAUCGUCCCGUCGAAGGAGGAGCGGCGAUCGGUUAAAAUAAAACCCCCUUCGGAGCAAGGUGGGCUGGUGUCCGGCACGGCCCACCCAAACCCUCACCGUAGUCAUUACCAGGCGACGUUAGUUACAGUGUGUGGUGGACGAAAGAAGCCAUGGAGUGGCUGGGCUGCUGAAGGGAAUCGGUGCUGGGAGCAGGAGGGAAGGGAAAGGGAGCGGGACUCCUCCCGUGGAAAAGGCCCCAAACUCACCGCCAUCACAGGCAGUUGAGCAAGUGGCUGUCACAAAGGAGAAUAAACAGAACUAUUUGCCCUAAUCAAGCCCCAAAUCAAGUAACUGUUCAAGGAAACUGUAAGCAUAAAGGACAAUGUCAGAUGAAGGAACCAUGACUGCACAAGUGACUUUGGAAGAUGCCUUAUCCAAUGUUGACCUUUUGGAAGACCUGCCACUGCCAGACCAGCAGCCUUGCAUCGAACCACCACCUUCAUCACUAUUAUACCAGCCAAAUUUCAACACCAACUUUGAAGACAGAAAUGCAUUUGUUACGGGUAUUGCCAGAUAUAUUGAACAAGCAACAGUUCAUUCCAGCAUGAAUGAAAUGUUGGAGGAAGGUCAAGAAUAUGCUGUUAUGUUGUAUACUUGGAGAAGCUGUUCAAGAGCCAUUCCUCAGGUUAAAUGUAAUGAACAGCCUAACAGAGUUGAAAUUUACGAAAAGACAGUAGAAGUCCUUGAACCAGAAGUCACAAAGCUAAUGAACUUCAUGUAUUUCCAGCGCAAUGCAAUUGACCGCUUUUGUAACGAGGUGAAACGACUUUGUCAUGCUGAGAGGAGGAGAGACUUUGUUUCAGAAGCUUACCUUCUCACAUUGGGCAAAUUCAUUAACAUGUUUGCAGUCUUGGAUGAACUGAAAAACAUGAAAUGUAGUGUGAAAAAUGACCAUUCGGCAUACAAACGAGCUGCCCAGUUUCUUCGUAAAAUGUCAGACCCACAAUCUAUACAAGAAUCUCAAAACCUGUCCAUGUUUCUUGCAAAUCACAACAAAAUUACUCAGUCUCUCCAGCAGCAACUUGAAGUCAUUCCAGGCUAUGAGGAGCUUCUUGCUGACAUUGUAAAUAUUUGUAUUGAUUACUAUGAGAACAGAAUGUACCUUACUCCUGGUGAAAAGCACAUGCUACUGAAGGUGAUGGGAUUUGGUCUGUACCUUAUGGAUGGAAGUGUAAGCAACAUAUACAAAUUGGAUGCCAAGAAACGGAUACACUUGAGCAAAGUUGAUAAAUUUUUCAAGCAACUGCAGGUUGUACCAUUAUUUGGUGACAUGCAGAUAGAGUUGGCCAGGUAUAUCAAGACAAGUGCUCAUUUCGACGAAAACAAAUCAAGGUGGACCAUAACAUCAUCUAGCAGCAGUCCGCAAUAUAACAUUGUUGAACAAAUGAUUCAGAUCAGAGAAGAUCAUAUGCGUUUCAUUUCUGAGCUUGCCCGCUAUAGCAACAGUGAGGUGGUGACAGGGUCAGGCAGACAAGAAGCUCAAAAGACAGAUGCAGAAUACCAGAAGUUAUCAGAACUGGCUUUACAGGGAAUGCAGCUGCUGUCCCAGUGGAGUGCUCAUGUUAUGGAAGUGUACUCUUGGAAGCUUGUGCAUCCUACAGACAAGUACUCCAAUAAAGAAUGUCCAGACAAUGCAGAGGAGUAUGAAAGAGCAACAAGAUACAAUUACACGAGUGAAGAGAAAUUUGCACUUGUUGAGGUUAUAGCAAUGAUAAAAGGACUACAAGUGUUGAUGGGUAGAAUGGAGAGUGUGUUCAAUCAUGCAAUUCGACAUACCAUUUAUGCUGCACUCCAAAACUUUGCUCAGAAAACUCUUCGUGAACCUUUGCGUCAGGCCAUCAAAAAGAAGAAAAAUGUGAUCCAGAGUGUUCUUCAAGCUAUUCGGAAGACUAUAUGUGAUUGGGAGGUUGGACAAGAACCAACAAAUGAUCCUGCGCUCAGAGGAGAAAAGGAUCCUCGAGGUGGCUAUGACAUCAAAGUUACCCCCCGAGCAGUUGGACCAUCCAGCACCCAGUUGUAUAUGGUGCGCACCAUGGCAGAAUCAUUGCUAUCUGGGGAGCUAGCGAAGCAGCUAAAAUCUCUGGGGCUGGAAAAAACACUCAUUGCGACGAACACCUUUCUGAGACGUUCCUACAUCUAUCCAACCAUAUUAAACUUUGGUGAAACACUUCAGCAGUGCUGUGACCUGUCUCAGCUUUGGUUCAGAGAGUUCUUUCUUGAAUUGACAAUGGGAAAAAGAAUUCAGUUUCCUAUUGAGAUGUCAAUGCCCUGGAUCUUGACUGACCAUAUUUUGGAGACCAAAGAAGCAUCCAUGAUGGAGUAUGUGCUAUAUUCAUUGGAUCUGUACAAUGACAGUGCCCAUUAUGCUCUUACUAAAUUCAGAAAGCAGUUCCUUUAUGAUGAAAUUGAAGCAGAGGUGAAUCUCUGCUUUGACCAAUUUGUGUACAAGUUGGCUGACCAGAUAUUUGCUUACUACAAGAUUAUGGCCGGAAGCCUCCUUUUAGACAAGCGGCUGCGGGCUGAAUGCAAGAACCAAGGAACUAAUAUACCAACGCCCCCAUCAAAUAGAUAUGAGACUUUAUUGAAACAGAAACAUGUACAGCUUCUUGGUAGAUCAAUAGACUUGAAUCGACUGAUCACUCAAAGAAUUUCAGCAGCAAUGCACAAAUCAUUGGAGCUGGCAAUUACACGUUUUGAGAGUGAAGACCUCACCUCCAUUGUGGAGCUUGAAGGUCUUUUGGAAGUCAAUCGCAUGAGCCACAAGCUACUUGGUAAAUACCUAACUCUGGACAGUUUUGAUGCUAUGUUCAGGGAAGCCAAUCACAAUGUAUCAGCGCCAUAUGGAAGAAUAACCCUUCAUGUUUUCUGGGAGCUCAAUUACGAUUUCCUUCCAAACUACUGUUACAACGGUUCUACGCAAAGGUUUGUGCGUACUGUUCUGCCCUUCUCUCAGGAGUUUCAGAGAGAUAAGCAACCAAAUGCACAUCCACAGUACUUGUAUGGAACCAAGGCACUGAACUUGGCGUACAAUACCAUUUACAGCAACUACAAAAAUUUUGUGGGUCCUCCUCAUUUUAGAGCAAUUUGCAAGCUCCUGGGCUACCAAGGAAUUGCCGUGGUAAUGGAAGAACUGUUGAAAGUUGUUAAGAGCCUGCUACAAGGAACCAUUUUGCAGUAUGUAAAGACUUUAAUGGAAGUGAUGCCUAAGAUCUGCCGUUUACCCAGACAUGAAUAUGGCUCCCCAGGAAUUCUGGAAUUCUUCCACCACCAGCUAAAAGAUAUUGUGGAAUAUGCAGAACUGAAGACUGUAUGCUUCCAAAAUUUACGAGAAGUUGGAAAUGCGGUCCUCUUUUGUCUUCUAAUCGAGCAGAGUCUGUCUUUAGAAGAAGUCUGUGACCUGCUACAUGCAGCACCUUUCCAGAACAUUUUGCCGAGAAUCUACAUCAAAGAAGGUGAGAGGUUAGACACAAAGAUGAAAAGAUUGGAAGCCAAGUAUGCUCCACUUCACCUUGUCCCAUUGAUAGAGCGACUUGGAACACCUCAGCAAGUUGCAAUUGCAAGGGAAGGAGAUCUGCUGACAAAGGAGCGUCUCUGUUGUGGACUGUCCAUGUUUGAAGUGAUUUUGACGAGAAUCCAGCAAUUCCUGGAUGAUUCCAUUUGGCGAGGACCCCUUCCAAGUAACGGCGUAAUGCACGUGGAUGAAUGUGUGGAAUUCCACAGACUCUGGAGUGCCAUGCAGUUUGUGUACUGUAUUCCAGUUGGGGCACAUGAAUUCACUGUAGAGCAGUGCUUUGGAGAUGGGCUGCAUUGGGCUGGCUGUAUGAUUAUUACAUUGCUUGGGCAGCAACGGCGCUUUGACGUCCUCGACUUCUGUUACCAUUUGCUCAAAGUCCAGAAGCAUGAUGGCAAAGAUGAUGUCCUCAAGAAUGUGCCUUUGAAGAAAAUGGUUGACAGAAUUCGCAAAUUCCAAAUUCUGAAUGAUGAAAUAUUUGCUAUCUUGAGCAAGUAUCUGAAGUCAGGUGAUGGUGAAAAUGUCCCUGUGGAGCACGUCCGCUGUUUCCAGCCACCUAUUCAUCAGUCGCUAGCGAGCUCCUAAUAAAGAACAUUUGGGACAGCUGAAGCAAUCCAGGAAUAUUUGCAUUCUGAAUGCCUGGAUAAUCAACUGGCUGAUACUCUGCAUUUUAAUAAUGUGAAAUGUUAGAGUUAAAUAUUUAAACUGCUGUGUGAUUUUGUUUUUCUAAGAGGACAGUGCAUGGUUUGUAUUAGUUGAGGGUUUUACUGAUGAUUUUGCCAUCAAACACUACCAGCAAUAAGUAUCUGGAAGAGAUUUUAAAAUGGUAAAAACUGAUUAGUUGCAAAGAUUCCUUAUGAAAUUUUAAAAAAGUAAUCAGAUUAUUUCAACUUUGUAAUGGCAUUGUUAUAAGAUUAACAUUUUUCAAAUCUAUAUUUUACUACACUAGCCUGCAUUCAUAGUUUACUGGUGCUGUACUAAAAGAUGCUCUUUUACUUCUGUUCCAGUAAUAAUUUUGCUUUCAUCCCCUCGUGCAGCUCAUUUAUACUAAAUUUUCCACAGUAGUUACAAAAAUUUUAAAUGAAUCAUGAGAUUUUUUGAACUGUUUACCAGUUUAUAUGGAAGAAAUAAAUACUUUCCCAUCUAUUCCUCA